Messenger RNA from Anopheles marshallii, 1626 nucleotides. RefSeq names its product probable cytochrome P450 9f2. Bases 1 to 1626 code for a protein of 541 amino acids. Gene Ontology annotation, molecular function: monooxygenase activity; iron ion binding; oxidoreductase activity, acting on paired donors, with incorporation or reduction of molecular oxygen. The record is from RefSeq and is a predicted model, not a curated record. NCBI's taxonomy places the organism in Eukaryota, Metazoa, Arthropoda, Insecta, Diptera, Culicidae. The transcript is spliced from 2 exons.
AUGGCGUACGACACGGUGACGAUGGCGGCUAUUGCCGCAAUUCUGAGCUUGCUGUACUACUACGUACGCAGCCGGUACCGUUAUUUUCUGGACAAACCGUACCCACACAUGAAGCCCACCUUCCUGCUCGGUAGCGCCGGUCCCAUGAUAUUACGCCAGCGAGACAUGAUUGAGCACAUUAAGAUACUCUAUAACAUCUAUCCGGAUGCAAAAGUGGUUGGUGCGUACGACUUGCUUACCCCGAACCUGCUACUGCGCGAUCCGGAGUGCGUGAAACAGAUCGGAGUAAAGGAUUUUGACUACUUCACCGAUCACACACCGUUCGUGAAGAAUGAACAUGAUAUUAUGGAAUCGGACAACAUGUUCCUCAACUCGUUGUUUUUGUUGCGUGGACAAAAGUGGCGCGAUAUGAGGGCCACACUCAGCCCGGCGUUCACCGGCAGCAAGAUGCGCCAGAUGUUUGAGCUAGUGUCGCAGAGCUGCCAGGGUAUGGCGCAACAUCUUCUCAAGGAGGCGCGUGAGGACGAGAGCAAGCAGGUGCACGAGAUGAAGGACAUCUUCACGCGCUUGGCCAACGAUGUGAUCGCAUCGAUCGCGUUCGGAAUUCAGGUGAAUUCGUUUUCCGAAAGAGAGAAUGAUUUCUACACGCGUGGAAAGAAGCUGACGAAUUUUGGAUCAUUUUGGGCGAGCAUUCGUUUUAUGCUGUUUCUCAUGAUGCCUCGGCUGAUGCUGAAGUUAAAUAUCGAGCUGAUGGAUAAGGAGAUGUGUCAGCAUUUCCAUGCCAUGAUUAUGGACAAUAUGCGAAUUCGCGAGGAAAAGGGCAUAGUGCGUAAUGACAUGAUCAACAUUUUGAUGCAGGUGAAGCGAGGUGUGCUGGGUCAUCAGCGAGACGAACCGGACGUUAAGGAUGCGGGAUUCGCGACAGUGCAUGAAUCUGCCGUUGGCAAGAAGGCGAUCACACGCGAAUGGUCUGAGAAGGAGCUGGUUGCGCAGUGCUUCCUGUUCUUCCUCGCCGGCUUUGACACCGUCUCUACUGCGCUGGGAUUUCUGGCGUACGAGCUGAUGUUGCAUCCGGAGAUACAGGACCGGCUUUACGAGGAGAUCACAGAGGUCGAUGCAAAGCUCGACGGUAAACCGUUGACUUACGAAGCCGUCCAGGAGAUGCGCUACAUGGACAUGGUUGUGUCCGAGUCUUUGCGUCUAUGGCCACCGGCACCGAUGGUUGAACGGUACUGCACCCGAGACUACACAUUCGACGAUGGCGAAGGGUUACGGUUCAAGAUCGAGAAAGGACGCACCGUCAUGAUACCGGUAGCGGGCUUACACAGCGAUCCGAAAUACUUCCCCGACCCGACCCGAUUCGACCCAGAGCGCUUUAGUGAGGAAAACCGGCACAAUAUUAACCCGGGAGUGUAUCUGCCGUUUGGAGUUGGACCGCGCAACUGUAUCGGAUCACGCUUCGCACUGAUGGAGGUGAAGUCGGUCAUCUACUAUUUGUUGAAGAGCUUCACAUUCGAACGUUCCGAUAAAACGCAAAUACCUUUAAAGUUGAAGCAUAAUCCGGCUGUUCUAGUCGCCGAAAAUGGGAACUGGAUUCGAUUUAAGCCGCGUAAAGUAGAUAAUUAA